UUACAAUUCCAACGCCAUUUUGUCAAGACGCGUUCGCGCUUCCCAAACGAUCCGUGUAACCCAAUAAAAUCCCAGCAUACUUAUCAGCAUUGCCCAUCAAAUUGUAGCCAAGUUCUAUUUUUGGGUUAAUACGUGACAGCAUUUGAAAGUGGUUUAUAUUUGUCGCAUUUGGGUCAGUUUUCAAUUAUUAAAUGCGAAUCAAAAUGAGGUCCUGCGGCCCCAGUUUAAUAAAAUACGUCUUAUUUGCCUUCAAUGUUCUAUUUGCGCUUUCGGGUCUCGGCAUUUUGAUCGCCGGCUCCGUCGUCCUAGCCGAUGUCAGUGAGUUCAAUCAUUUUGUGGAGGGACGCGUUUUGGCGCCACCAAUUGUCCUGAUUGUCACCGGACUGAUCAUCUUUCUGAUUGCAUCUCUCGGCUGCUUUGGAGCCAUCAAGGAGUCACCCACGCUGCUUCUGACGUAUGCCGUGUUGCUGGCCAUCAUAUUCAUCAUUGAGCUGGCCGUGGGCAUUGCGGCGAGCGUGUUCAAGAAGGAUCUGGAGAGCAUGAUCAAGAACUCGCUGCAGGAGUCGAUCAAGCGCUCCAACAGCGAGGACACCAUCGCCUGGGACAAUGUUCAGCGCAAGCUGAUGUGCUGUGGCGUCGAUACUCCGGCCGAUUGGCGCGCCCUCAGCUUGAACAAGACGCUGCCGGCCAGUUGCUGCCAGCCGCAGUUUAUCGAUACGGCCGUUGGGCAUUGCACAGAAUCUCCGGCUCUUGGCAAGGAUAAGUACUACCAGGAGGGGUGUGUGGGCAAGCUGAAGGAUCGCAUCGAUAAGAAUGCCGUUAUUCUGAUUGGUGUUGGCAUCGGCAUCGCAUUCAUCCAGAUCCUGGGCAUCAUACUCGCCUGCUACCUGGCCUCGGCCAUCAGGCACGCCCGCCAGGCCAACUAAUCGAACAACGAGAAUCCCUCACAAUUUAAUCUUAUCUUAAACAUAAUCUUUAUUAUUGAUCUCAUGUCAGUCCGUCAACAGACAUACAUACGCUACAUGAGCCUAUUUAAUUCACUAGCUAAUUUUAUGAGUCACAGCCAGAACUUGAAUCGAAAGCUAAGCGAGGGUUGCUCAAAAGUAAGCUGGAAAGGAAUCUAUUGUGAGAAGUGAAAAGUCUAGCUUAUGUUGAAUUCAAUUUAAUCUACUUAUGGCAAAGGAACUUCUAUAAGAUAACUUAUAAUAUAUUUAUAUAUAUCGAAAAACAGUUUGCAUUUCACUUUUUAGUAUAAUUUGUCUUGAACAUAAAAAGUCUUACUGAGAGUAUAAAUACAGAACUUACCUUUAAAAACCUUAUGAAGAAGUAUAAUUUAUUUUUCAAUUGC
Messenger RNA from Drosophila grimshawi, 1348 nucleotides. Its product is annotated as CD151 antigen. Gene Ontology annotation, cellular component: membrane. The coding region runs from base 192 to 926 and encodes 244 amino acids. NCBI's taxonomy places the organism in Eukaryota, Metazoa, Arthropoda, Insecta, Diptera, Drosophilidae. The record is from RefSeq and is a predicted model, not a curated record. The transcript has 3 exons.